CCAAGCAAGCGGCCGCCACUAGUCGCUAGGGAGAGAAAACAACCACACUUAAUUACCACGCGCUUUCUCUCUCCUCCGCCCCAUCGAUCGAUCCCUCUCCCAUCCCAGCCAGCCUCGCCUCGUCUUCCUCCGACGCGCGGCGGGGAUCGAUCCGAGGGUCAAUGCGAUGCGAGCGCCGGGGGCAGAUGAAUCGCUUCCCGUCCCCUCCCGAUCGGCCGCGUCGUCCUAGCUAGCUAGCUGCCGAGUCAAAUUCACCCACAGCGAGAGGAGAGAGAAGGGACUCAGGGAGGAGAGAGAGACUAGAGAGAGAGAGAGAGGGACAGACAGAUAGGAGGAGUGGUAGAUAUAGAUAGGCUCAUCGCGGAUAGAUCCCCCGCCUCCUCUUCACUCUCCCCCAGCAAGCAACCAAGCCAGCAGCAGCCUCCACCCCGCCUCCGCCGCGCCUGGACCGCGUCGCAUCGCAUCAAAGCCGCCGCAACAGGGACAGCCGCUCGAAAGGGAAGGCAUCCUCCAGCACGAGGAGGAGGCCGCCGGCCAAGUGGGGCGUAGCGUCGCUGCUAGCUAUGGAGUUCGCGAGCUCGUCGAGUAGGUUUUCCAAAGAGGAGGACGAGGAGGAAGAGCAGGAGGAGGACGCGGAGGCGUCCCCGCGCGAGAUCCCCUUCAUGACAGCGGCAGCGACGGCCACCACGGGAGGGGCCGCCGCCUCGUCGUCGUCCUCGCCUCCCGCGGCGGCGUCCGCGUCCGCGUCCGCGUCGGGCCCGGCUGCCCUCCGCUCCAGCGACGGCGCCGGGGCGUCCGGUAGCGGCGGCGGCGGUAGCGACGACGUGGAGGUGAUCGAGAAGGAGCACAUGUUCGACAAGGUGGUGACACCCAGCGACGUGGGGAAGCUCAACCGGCUGGUGAUCCCGAAGCAGCACGCGGAGAAGUACUUCCCGCUGGACGCGGCGGCCAACGAGAAGGGCCUCCUGCUCAGCUUCGAGGACCGCGCCGGCAAGCUCUGGCGCUUCCGCUACUCCUACUGGAACAGCAGCCAGAGCUACGUCAUGACCAAGGGCUGGAGCCGCUUCGUCAAGGAGAAGCGCCUCGACGCCGGGGACACCGUCUCCUUCUGCCGCGGCGCCGGGGAGGCCGCGCGGGACCGCCUCUUCAUCGACUGGAAGCGCCGCGCCGACUCCCGCGACCCGCACCGCAUGCCGCGCCUCCCGCUCCCCAUGGCGCCCGUCGCCUCGCCGUACGGCCCCUGGGGCGGCGGCGCGGGCGGCUUCUUCAUGCCGCCCGCGCCGCCCGCCACACUCUACGAGCACCAUCGCUUCCGCCAGGGCCUCGACUUCCGCAACAUCAACGCCGCCGCGCCAGCCAGGCAGCUCCUCUUCUUCGGCUCCGCCGGCAUGCCCCCGCGCGCGUCCAUGCCCAUGCCCAUGCCGCCGCCCCCGCCUCCGCACAACAUUAUGAUGGUGCAACAACCCAGCAGCCCCGUGGUUACGACGGCCGGUCUGCCCAUGGUUCUCGACUCGGUGCCGCUCGUCAACAGCCCGACGGCGGCUGCGAAGCGCGUGCGCCUGUUCGGAGUCAACCUCGACGACAACCCGCAACCGAGCGGCGGCGGCGAAUCAAGCCAAGACACCAACGCAUUGUCGCUGAGGAUGCCGGGAUGGCAAAGGCCGGGGCCAUGGCGGUUCCUCGAAUCGCCUCAGCACGGCGCCGGCGCCGGUGCAACUGGUGGGGCCGAGUCCUCCGCAGCCUCGUCGCCGUCGUCAUCGUCGUCCUCCAAGAGAGAAGCGCACUCGUCAUUGGAUCUCGAUCUGUGAGCUAUCUAGAUCGAUCGAUCAGGCGACCUCGCGGUCGAUUCGGAGCGUACAAAAGGAAAGUUGAACAAUUCUUCCUUCCGUCUGCUACCUUCUUCUUCAUCAUCUUCUUCACCUUUUGAGAUUCCAUUAUAACUUUCGAUGAUAGAACUUAGCUUCUUAUUAACAUUUUGUUUUCCAAUUUUUUGUUUCGGCCAUUCAAAUUCUUGUGUUGGCUUGACAAUAUAUAGAGAGAAGUUAGGCGAAUUAAUCAAUUAUUAAUGCUUUCAUAUGGUUACAAAUCUGACUCAGUUUUUGCUUCACCACUAUUGGUCUUGCUCUCGCUAUUCGAUUCCAUUACUAUACGGGAACUUACUCAUUAUGCGGUUUGGUUGGACAAUUCCGAUUGUCCCUACAUAUGAUAACACACCUUCAAAUCUGCACUCCCCACAGCAUCAGUACCAAGAUCUGAAUCGUAACACCACAGGUGCAGUGCAAUAUGCAUUGUGCCUUUCUUGCAUCAUAUGUAUGAUCUCUUCUCGUCCUAGAUUGGAGUUGCAACCACACAGCUCUCAGAAAAGCAUGGCGGGGCAUCGACAUUGACAGUGGACUAGCUGCAGUCAACAAUGCCAGGAGGUGGUAAAGCCAUGGAGCUAGCAACCCCCAUUGCAGUGGCGGAGCUAGCAUUGAAUCCAAGGGGGGGGGGGGGGGGGCUAGUGCUACAGUGGCCGAGCACGGAAGCCAUGGAGCUGAAGAACCGCCUCCUGAACAAGGACAGCGGCUACCUGAGCAGCCUCUGGAAGGAGCUCUCGAAGAAGAAGAAGAAAGGCAAGCUGUUGAGGGAUGUGCGCCAGAAGCUUCUCCACUGGUGGCAGCUCCACUACAGGUGGCCCUACCCCUCGAUACGUAAUUGAAUUAUUCACACGUCGGUUGAUCUCGAUCAUGCCGGCCGGCCCAACGAGAUCAUGUCCGCCGUUGCAGCAGCAGCUUGGAGUAUCACGGCCUCAUUGUUUUUCCUGGGCCAAGGGGGGGGGGGCAUGGCCCAGUUUGGCCUCCACAGCCCUCCGCCACUGUUUCUAAAUAUAUAGCCAUGAUACCUGUCUUUUACAUCAGAAAAGUAUCGAAUGGACAUGCAUGCUCUCUCGAGCUGCAACUGCUCA
Molecule: messenger RNA, 2944 nt
Organism: Panicum virgatum (switchgrass)
Lineage: Eukaryota; Viridiplantae; Streptophyta; Magnoliopsida; Poales; Poaceae
Product: B3 domain-containing protein Os02g0683500-like
Exons: 2
Coding region: 564-1808 (414 amino acids)
Molecular function (GO): DNA-binding transcription factor activity; DNA binding
Source: RefSeq, a predicted model, not a curated record